Molecule: messenger RNA, 1143 nt
Organism: Dentiscutata heterogama
Lineage: Eukaryota; Fungi; Glomeromycota; Glomeromycetes; Diversisporales; Gigasporaceae
Source: the annotation of a GenBank genome assembly
AUGUCCAUUCUUACUGACUCUGUUCCAGAAUCUCAUGCUAAUGAUUUGGCCUUCUCAAAAACUUUGCAUGACCAUGAGAAGUCUCGCAAUGGCUUAGUAUCUACCAUUUUGUCAAAGGAUAAAACUGCUUUUGAAACUGUGGUGAAUAAUUACCUAGGCUAUUGGGUUGGAAAAGAUCCCAUGACUGAAUCCGAAGAGGAUAAAGAAGCGAGGAAAAAUAAUUAUACUAAUAUGACUAAUUCUUAUUAUAACAUUGCUACAGAUUUUUAUGAAUAUGGAUGGGGCGAAUGUUUUCACUUUUGUAGGUUUGCUUUCGGUGAAAAUUUUUAUCAUGCCAUAGCACGACAUGAACAUUAUUUGGCAAUGCAAUUGAAUGUAAGACCCGAUAUGAAAAUUUUGGAUGUUGGUUGUGGUGUUGGUGGUCCAGCACGUGAGAUUUGUAAAUUUACAGGUGCUCAUGUUACUGGUGUUAAUAAUAACGAUUAUCAGAUUUCUCGAGCAAAGAAAGCUGCUGCAAAACAAGGCUUAGAAAAAAAAACAGAAUUUGUUAAAGGAAAUUUUAUGGCAAUGCCUUUUGAAGAAAAUUCUUUUGAUGCUGUUUACGCAAUUGAAGCUACUUGUCAUGCACCUGUAUUAGAUGGAGUGUACUCUCAAGUUUUUCGUGUUUUAAAACCUGGUGGUUUGUUUGCUUUUUAUGAAUGGUGUACUACAGAUAAAUACGACCCUAAUAAUCCUGAACACAGAAGAAUCAUUCGUGGUGUUGAGUAUGCUGAUGGUAUUCCAGAACUCUUUCCAACCCAUGUUGCCUUGCAAGCACUCAAAAAUGCUGGUUUUGAAAUAGAAAUGGCACAUGAUUUAGCCAUAAAUGAUGACCCCAUACCUUGGUAUUAUCCUCUUGAGGGGAAUUUUAAAGAUGCUCAAACUUUGAGUGAUUAUUUUACCGUUUUUCGUAUGUCUAGAUUUGGCAAGUUUUGUACUAGAUCUUUGGUUGGCUGCCUUGAAACAUUCGGCAUAGCACCUAACGGCUCACUUCAAACUCAAUAUGUACUUGAAACUGCUGCUGAGUGUCUCGUGGAAGGUGGAAAAUUGGGAAUUUUUACUCCUAUGUUUUUGAUGGUUGGCAGGAAACCAGUUGAUUUGUAA